This is a messenger RNA of Eubalaena glacialis (North Atlantic right whale), 1353 nucleotides long. RefSeq names its product tripartite motif-containing protein 77-like. The coding region runs from base 1 to 1353 and encodes 450 amino acids. The record is from RefSeq and is a predicted model, not a curated record. The transcript is spliced from 6 exons. NCBI's taxonomy places the organism in Eukaryota, Metazoa, Chordata, Mammalia, Artiodactyla, Balaenidae. Gene Ontology annotation, molecular function: zinc ion binding; protein binding.
AUGGAAUCUGCUUUCACGCAGUGUUUCCCCAGUGAGUUCAUCUGCUUCAUCUGCAAGGACAAUUUCACAGACCCUGUCACCAUUAGCUGUGGGCACAGAUUUUGUACUCCUUGCCUCUGUCUGUUGUGGGAAGAUGCCCAGACAGCUACUUGCUGUCCUGUGUGCAAGGCAAUAUCUCCGAAAAUGGACUUCAAAAGCACUCUUCUUGCUAAGGAGCAUAUUCUUCCUACCAGAGAAUCAGUUGUCUGCCAGUUACCCAGCUCUGCCAAGCAGAUGUGUAGGAUACAUCAAGUGAUAAAGCUCUACUUCUGUCAAACUGACAAGAGCCUGCUGUGUUUGUUCUGCUCUCAUUCCCCAGAACAUGCCGCGCAUGAACACUAUCCAGUAAAGCAGGUUGCAGAGCACUACAGGGAGAACCUUCUGAUGCAAAUGAAGUCUAUUUGGAAAAAGAAAAAAGAAAAUCAGAGCAAUAUAAAAAAAGUGACCAACAUAUUCAGAGUAUGGGAGGGUUUUGUAAAUCUACGGAUGGUGAUGAUAGGAGCUGAAUACCCUAAGGUAUAUCAAUAUCUCCAGGAAGAAAAGCAAAAACAUUUAGAGAUGUUGGCAAUUGAAGGCAAGAUUGUUUUUCAGCGACUCAGGAGAAAUGUAGCCAGAAUGGUUCAUAUGGGGAAACUCCUGAGAAGAAUAUAUGAGGAGCUGAAGGAACUGUGCCUUAAAGCAGAUGUGGACAUGCUCCAGGGUGUGGGAGACACAAUGAAAAGGAGUCACUUAAUGCAGCUGUACAUUCCUCAGCCUAUGGACCCACAGCUCAGUACAUGGGCCAUCACUGGGAUGUUGGAAAGGCUUAACAGCUUCCGAGUGUAUGUUACGUUGGAUCAUAAAAUAAGAAAUUGUCAUGUGGCUCUGACUGAAGACCUGAGACGUUUGCAGUGCAGUCCUGACCAUCAAGUUGUGCCCCAUAAUCCAGCAAGUUCAGAGAAUACUCCUUCAUGGGGCGCUCAGACCUUCACCACUGGCAAACAUUACUGGGAGGUGAAUGUGGGAAACUCUCGUAACUGGAUUAUAGGACUUUGCAAGGAAUCCUGGACAAGUAGGAAUGAUAUGCUACUUAACUCUGAGGAUAUUUUUCUACUUCUGUGUGUCAGCGUGGAGGACCAUUUCAGUCUCUUUUCUACCUUCCCACUCUUACCCCACUAUAUUCAAAGACCCCAGGGCUGGAUAGGGGUGUUUCUGGAUUAUGAAUGUGGUAUAAUAAGCUUUAUUAAUGUUGCCAGAAGUUCCCUCAUUUGUAAUUUCCUCUCACGCUCUUUCUCUUUCCCUCUCAGACCUUUCAUUUGGUGUGGACCCAAAUGA